Messenger RNA from Taeniopygia guttata (zebra finch), 2615 nucleotides. Lineage: Eukaryota; Metazoa; Chordata; Aves; Passeriformes; Estrildidae. The record is from RefSeq and is a predicted model, not a curated record.
UGAAAUAAACAGAAACUGCAACAGGUUCCUGUGUGCUCCGCUGCUGUUGGGGUUCCGGGGUGGCCCUUUGUGACACGGCACAUGGUGUCACGGCCCUUUGUGAUGUGGGACGUGGUGGUGGCCAGAGACCCUUGUGACAUCAGGGAGCUCCGCGAGGGCUGAGGGUCUCCAAGGGGCGCGGAGCCCUGGGGUGCUCAUUCCCAGGAGAGCCGCUCUCUGAGGAGGAAGCAGCUCCCUGGCUCUGUCUGCGCCUGACGCCGACAGCGAUAGCGGCCGACAGCGACAGACAGCGACAGCGACAAGGACAAAGCCAACUCCAACUCCCGGUCCCACAGCUCCUUGCCCAGCUGGCUGGAAGCCACCAGCGAGCCGUGGUCAGGGGCAGUGGGCAGCUCAGUCCUGUCGCUGUCACAGAUUGUGGAGGAGAGGAUCUUGGCCAAAAUGGGCCAAAAGCUUUCCCGGAGGGAAGAUGUGGAAGAGACCCGCCAGAGAGAAGUUCCAGGAGCCCAAGAAAUGUCCCGGCAGGGAACGAGGAGCAGCCAAGAGCUGUACCAAGGCCAGAGUCCCACGGAGGCCGAGCCGGCAGCUGCUGCCCCGGCUGGAGCUGCUGAGGAGGAGGAGGAGCCAGGGUGGGCAGCGGCAGAGAUGGCACAGGAAGACAGCCUGGAGACCUUGACUCAGGACAGUGAUUGGGAUUCUGAUAGUGAGGAAGAGAGCCCGGUGCCUGCCUCACACAGCACCCCCAGCCCCUCAUCUGCCCCGCUGGGAGCCCAGGACCUCUGGGAGGAGCCGGAGAGGGCAGUGUUGGCGCUGGCAGGGCCAGUGCUGUCACAGCACUGGAGCCUGGAGGCCUUGGCUCCGGACAGCGACUGGGACUUUGACAUUGAGGAAGAGAGCCCGGUUCCUGCCCCACACAGAACCCCCAGCCCCUUGUCUGCCCCGCUGGGAGCCCAGGACCUCUGGGAGGAGCUGGAGAGGGCAGUGUUGGCACUGGCAGGGCCAGUGCUGUCACAGCACUGGAGCCUGGAGGCCUUGGCUUCGAACAGCGACUGGUCAUCCGACAGUGACAAAGAGGAAGAAGAAGUAGAGCCAGAGCUGUCCCAGGGGACAGUCUCGCUCAUCCAAGAGCUGUCCCAGGAGGAGGACGAUGUGAGCUCCAGCUCUGGGGAGAAGCCUGUGGGCCCAGUGAAGGAGGGGGACACCCAGCCUUCUCCCCCAGAGGGGCCCAGCUCUGCCAGCCCCGUGGGCACAGAGGUGGCAGCAGAGGCAGCCCCUGCCCUGCCCAGCGCCUCUCCUCUCCCCGGCAGUCCCACGGAGGCCGAGCCGGCAGCUGCUGCCCCGUCCGGAGCUGCUGAGGAGGCAGCAGCGGGGUCAGGGCUGGCAGUGCAGGAGAGGACGGAUGACGACGACGAUGAUGAAAUGAAAUUCUGGCAAUACUUGGAUGACCUGGAGCCUUUCCUGGUUGGAGACCCAGAGCUGUCCCAGGAAGUGUCCUACUAUGAACAAUACACAGAGGAAGAUCUGCCCCACGGUGUAGUCAGCAGCUCCCAAGGCCCCUCCGACUGGGAAGAAUACCCUGAGCAAGUGCUGUGCGGAGGAGAUGUCAUCAGCUGCGAAGAGUUUUCGGACUGGGAAGAACACCUUGGCCAGAAGGUGUCCAGAGGGAAUGGCAGCAGACCCUCAGGACUCUCCAGCUGGGGCGACGACAGCGACACGGGGCUCGUGCAGGAGAACUGGCCCGAGCACGUCAUCUUGGCCAAGCCCUUGUGCCCCGAGGACGAUGAGUGGGACGAUGUGAGCCUCCUGGAGCUGCCCCCAGAAGACGGCAAACACCAGAAAUGGAAAGUUUUUGUGGCAGAGGGGCUCCCAGUGCCCGUCCCUCGGGAGGCCUGGGCUGAGUGCCCGGCACAGGAGCCGUGCAGCCAAGGGCCGGCGCCUGCCCCGCACAGCCCCCCCAGCCCCUGGCCUGCCUGGCUGGGAGCCCAGGCCCUCCGCGGGCAGCCGGCUGCCCCCAGGAAACGUCCCUCCCGCUUCAGGCGGGCGCUGCGGGCGCUGCGGGGGCUGUUCCGCUGUCCCUGCCUCAGGCCACAGACUGAGGAGUAAAACGGGCACGGAAAAGGGUGAAGAGCAUGAAGAGAAGGAAGGGGAAGAACAGGAAGAUGAAGAUGACCGCUCCUGCCAGUCCCGCUCCUCUGUGUCGGAGCAGCAGCUCUUCGGCUCGGCUCGAGGGGCUCAGAGAUGGCUGCUGCAGCUCCUCCAAAUCUGGGAAGAGAAAAGCCUUUGGAUGGGCCAGGCAAGCCAAGCAAGCCAAGCAAAGCCCAACCAGGCAGAGCCAUGAAGACCUGGGCAGUGAGGCUUGGAAAAUGCCCACCCAAAGAGCCCAAAGCUCCCCCAUCCCUGCCCCGCACACACCCGGCCCCGGGCUGGAAGGUGCAACAACCAUUUCUUGGGCACAAAGCAGAGGCUCCUGGAACAGACUCUCAGCACAAACCCCUCCGGGACAACGGCAAAGAAGACCAAGACAAAGAAGAUGAAGACAAAGACACAGAAAAAGAGGACACCGACGACUCAGCAGAUGAAGAUGAUGAAGACAGUGAAGAAGAUGACGACAAAUA